This is a messenger RNA of Amphiprion ocellaris (clown anemonefish), 909 nucleotides long. RefSeq names its product urotensin-2-like. The coding region runs from base 77 to 466 and encodes 129 amino acids. Gene Ontology annotation, molecular function: hormone activity. The transcript has 4 exons. Lineage: Eukaryota; Metazoa; Chordata; Actinopteri; Pomacentridae. Gene Ontology annotation, biological process: blood vessel diameter maintenance; regulation of blood pressure. Gene Ontology annotation, cellular component: extracellular region. The record is from RefSeq and is a predicted model, not a curated record.
GCAUGUAGAAGUCUUCUUUUCACCUGAGGACCUCUGUGCAAAUCAGAGCCACUUCCAACAACAGCAUCCUACAGUGAUGAAGUGCAACCAUCUCGUCUCCUGGGCCUUCGUGCUCGUGGCCUCUGGCCCCCUGCUGGCCCACCCAAUUACAGAAUCUGCUGAGAUACCCUAUCCAGGACCUGUAUCAGUGGAGGACCGAGGGAUCGGCUCGCUGGAUGAUCUGUCUCUCUCUGAGCAAACCUUCCCUCCACAGGAUGGUGCUGGCCUCAGAUAUUCCACUCUGAUAUCUGGGGAGAUUAACAGAGAUGGUGUCAGAACAGCAGGCCUGCUUCCGAGGGGGAUGAAGAGAGAGGUUCUACUGGAGAAACAAAGUCUCCUAAAUCCUUUCAGCCACGUGCUGGGCAUCCGGAAACAGUUCAGGAAGAGAGCAGGGAAUUCAGAGUGUUUCUGGAAGUACUGUGUCUAAAGGGCAUUGAUGCUACACACAAGAGGCAGGGCUUGCACUAAGAGAAAUAUCCCCAUCUUGCACUCACACAAGUACAUGCAGACUAAAUAAAUAAAUAAGAAACACCGUGCAUGCAUAAACUAUAUGUGCACAAAAUCCAUGCCCAGGUGCAUGUACUUACACACACACACACAUUCAUAAACAGGAGCGCUGUCAGUAUUCGCUAUCAAAAAGAACAAUUCCAGAAGUAUGAUUGAGACAUGCUGCAUGGGGACUUUAAAAUGAUUUAUUAGGAUUUACUUGUAUGCUGUAUGAAACUAUGUCCACACAUUUGUUAGAAGUCCUUGGUUGUCAAAUGUAUGGCCAAAUGCCUCUAAGAUGUGAAAAGUUAUACAGUACUGUAUGUUGAAUAUAAAUUAAAAAAAAACCUGUAUUAUAAAUAAAUAUUGUCUCUGCUAACAGUU